AUUGCUCUUCAGCACCAGAGUUCUGAACAGCGCCCCAAGCAGGCAGGCAGCUGAUCGCACGCCCCUUCCUCUCAAUCUCCGCCAGAGCUGCUACUGCCCCUCUAGUCCCCCCUGCUGCAGAGAAAGAAUAUUACACCAGGAUCCAUGCAGCCAGCAAUGAUGAUGUUUUCCAGUAAAUACUGGGCACGGAGAGGGUUUUCCCUGGAUUCAGCAGUGCCCGAAGAGCAUCAGCUACUUGGCAGCUCAACACUAAAUAAAGCUAACUCUGGCAAAAAUGAUGACAAAGGCAACGAGGGAAGCAGCAAAAGCGAAACUGCUACCGAAAGUGGCAAGACAGCAGUUGUUUUCUCCUUGAAAAAUGAAGUUGGUGGAUUGGUAAAAGCACUGAGGCUCUUUCAGGAAAAACGUGUCAACAUGGUUCAUAUUGAAUCCAGGAAAUCUCGGCGAAGAAGUUCUGAGGUUGAAAUCUUUGUGGACUGUGAGUGUGGGAAAACAGAAUUCAAUGAGCUCAUUCAGUUGCUGAAAUUUCAAACCACUAUUGUGACGCUGAAUCCUCCAGAGAAUAUUUGGACAGAAGAAGAAGAGCUAGAGGAUGUGCCCUGGUUCCCUCGGAAGAUCUCUGAGUUAGACAAAUGCUCUCACAGAGUUCUCAUGUAUGGUUCUGAGCUUGAUGCCGACCAUCCAGGAUUUAAGGACAAUGUCUAUCGACAGAGAAGAAAGUAUUUCGUGGAUGUGGCCAUGGGUUAUAAAUAUGGUCAGCCCAUUCCCAGGGUGGAGUAUACUGAAGAAGAAACUAAAACUUGGGGUGUUGUAUUCCGAGAGCUCUCCAAACUCUAUCCCACUCAUGCUUGCCGAGAGUAUUUGAAAAACUUCCCUCUGCUGACUAAAUACUGUGGCUACAGAGAGGACAAUGUGCCUCAACUCGAAGAUGUCUCCAUGUUUCUGAAAGAAAGGUCUGGCUUCACGGUGAGGCCAGUGGCUGGAUACCUGAGCCCACGAGACUUUCUGGCAGGACUGGCCUACAGAGUGUUCCACUGUACCCAGUACAUCCGGCAUGGCUCCGAUCCCCUCUACACCCCAGAACCAGACACAUGCCAUGAACUCUUGGGACAUGUUCCACUACUUGCGGAUCCUAAGUUUGCUCAGUUUUCACAAGAAAUAGGUCUGGCGUCUCUGGGAGCAUCAGAUGAAGAUGUUCAGAAACUAGCCACGUGCUAUUUCUUCACAAUUGAGUUCGGCCUUUGCAAGCAAGAAGGGCAACUGCGGGCAUAUGGAGCAGGACUCCUUUCCUCCAUUGGAGAAUUAAAGCAUGCCCUUUCUGACAAGGCAUGUGUGAAAGCCUUUGACCCAAAGACAACUUGCUUACAGGAAUGCCUUAUCACCACCUUCCAGGAAGCCUACUUUGUUUCAGAAAGUUUUGAAGAAGCCAAAGAAAAGAUGAGGGACUUUGCAAAGUCAAUUGCACGUCCCUUCUCAGUAUACUUCAAUCCCUACACACAGAGUAUUGAAAUUCUGAAAGACACCAGAAGUAUUGAAAAUGUGGUGCAGGACCUUCGCAGCGACUUGAACACAGUGUGUGAUGCCUUAAACAAAAUGAACCAAUAUCUGGGGAUUUGAUGCCUGAACUGAUGUUGUUGCCAGCAUGAUCUUUUUGGGGCUUAACAGCAAUUCAGUCAAUGUCAUAUAACACAAAUAACCUUCUGUGUCACGGCUUGGCUAAUAAGCAUGCAAUUCUGUAUAUCUAUACCAUCUUGUAACUCACUGUGUUAAUAUAUAAAGCACCAUAAGAAAUCCAAUGGCAGAUAACCACUCAUUGUAUGAAAUAAUGUAAUAUGUUUAAACAUCUUAAAAAGAUUUGACAUUCCUGCUUAGUGUCCUUAACCAAACUGCAUCUACUUAAAAUUUGUAACAAAUAGGCCUCUUAUGAGUCUAAUUUAUGCCCUUGUCUUUUUCAGAUCCAAGCCUUUCCUCUGUGUUCAUUAGAUAAAAUGAAAAAAAGCAGUGAAGCUGUUUCCAUUUUCAAUACUAUCAGUGUUUUCACGCAUUAUCUGAGAUAAACCCAGAAUUGUAGGAAACUUCCCAUCACAAUAACGAAGGUUCAAUAUUCUGUUUCAAAAAUUGUUGAGGUAGCACAGCAGUUGGAAUGAUUUUUAGGUUGAGUAUUUACACAAUGCAAGAAAGCACCUUUUUACAAAUGGAAUUAUGUAGGUUGCGCUGACCUUGUAGAACCUGAAUUAUGACAAGCUUCUUGAAGUAUUUUGGAAGAUAGUACUUCCGGAAAGGACAUUAGGAAAGACUAAACGGUGGACAAUCAAUCUUGGGACUAUGAAUUUUAUGCUGGAAUAAAGUAAAUUAUCAUGUUCAGGUGUUUAAACAAUUUUUUUCUGGUC
Symphalangus syndactylus (siamang) is the source of this 2390-nucleotide messenger RNA. It is a transcript of the gene TPH2, whose product is annotated as tryptophan hydroxylase 2. The record is from RefSeq and is a predicted model, not a curated record. NCBI's taxonomy places the organism in Eukaryota, Metazoa, Chordata, Mammalia, Primates, Hylobatidae. Gene Ontology annotation, cellular component: neuron projection. Gene Ontology annotation, biological process: serotonin biosynthetic process; aromatic amino acid metabolic process. Gene Ontology annotation, molecular function: iron ion binding; tryptophan 5-monooxygenase activity.